GAGAAACUGUUAAAUAAGGAGAGUUAAAUAAUCAAAUUUCAUAAAAGCUGAAAAGAAAAAAACAUACAAUUAAAAACAAUUUCAGCUGUGACUUUUGGAAGUAUUAGUUAGGCGCAACGAAAUGAAAACUGAAUCGAAAGUGAGUGAGAAAAUUGARAARAGAAGAAGCAAAAUUGAUAAUUUUAGYUGMUUAAACAUUAAAAACUGAACAGUGRGACGCUAAGUAUUAUGRAUUCAGCUCAWAGAAUAAACUAUUUUCCAAUUUACAUUUUUCACUUUCUCAAAAUUARUAAAUUAUCACUUUACUUAUGCACAUUUAAUUGACAAAAAUCUAGAUUUAGCAAUAAAYAUACAAAAAAGGACAAAUAAAGCAUUUUCCCCACAUCGCAACGCAGCCUCUCUCCCAUUUCAGAUCRCACGAAAUUCCGCACAGACUAAGUGAACGAGACGCAGUUAGAUCGACUUUGGGUUUGGUGCGCGGCCCMGUGUAUUACGUCGAAUGCCUUUGCGAGAUCCAAAAAUACCGCUGACCGAACCGYGCGCGCUAAACUUUUCCUACUAAAACUAUGCGAUCGAUGUUGAUUUUCUAUUGAAAAUGGGCAAUCGAUUGUGCAAAAAAAAGGGCGACGUGUUGGACAAUGCAAACCACGUUAACAGUGAUCGACAAGAAUCGCCCUCCAAGUUCGACAGGAUUAUCAAUAGGCUUCAUUUGAAGCCAACCACGUGGAAAUCCGAAUCGCAACUGAACAAGAAGGAAAACAUCAGGGCGAAAAGCGAAGAAACCCGGCAUGGUGAGAGCAUUUUCUACACCAAACCCCUAUCAAAGAGCUCGGACUGGACCGAGGUUGAUCUGGAGGUUCCCUCAAAAGACGACGAACAAAUUCAUCUGCGAAACCCCAAGUUGAGCCUGAUUUUCGACAAUGAAAAUGGUACACCGACGCCUCCUCCUAGGAAGCAGCCGAAACGAUCAAACUUCAGAGAGAAAAUCGAACGAAUUGCGAAUAAAAGUCUUCAGGCGUUCCAGGGAGACAAAAACAAAGACACCAACAAAGUGCCAGUUGAGGAACCUUUGAUGGUGAAAAGGGAAAUCAACUACAAGUGUCCUGUUUGUGAUAGCGACGAAAAGACGCACAACAGAGAUCAUCAUCACCACAAUAAUGUGGCCAAGAAAUCCUCAGAAACACCUGUAAAGUCUGACAGUACAAAAAAGAGCAAAAGCAGCAAAAGGCAGAAGAAUCUCUCAGUGAUCUCUUUGCCGAACUACAACGAUUUGAAGCUAUCAGUGGCGCAUCCUGAUGGGGGCGAUCAGCCAAUUUCUUCUAAAAAUGAACUCACUUCAUCGCGAUUGAGCCUGCAACAUCCAGGGGCCAAAAAACUCACCAACAGCCAAUCAACUGGAAAGUUGGACAGUUACAUCACUCGAUGCAGGUCGUUUGGUUCAAUAUUUCCUCAGCAGCUGAAGAAGCUGAAAAUGCAAAAGACCAAACCUGAGGACAUCACUUCAGACGACUCGUUUGGACCUUUGGAGGACUGGGAUGUUGGAUUAAUUGAACACUACGAUCCCAAAGACACCAGUUUGCCUCGGCCACGAAAAGCUGCCAUCGCAGAUAAGAAAUCAGACAAAGAAGUGCUGGACGGAAUCGCUGGACUUAUAGUCAAUCCCGAAGACAUUCCAAAACCUGAACGUCCUGUAAGGAGGGCUGAGUCUCUAGUGAAAAAAAUCAACAAAGAAGCUUCGGUGGAAGCUGCGAAGCUUUACAGCUCAGACCCCAAAGCUCCGGAAGAAAUCUGCUUGACACCGCCUCCCAGUCCUAUUCACGAUGGGAAAAGCACUGGGAAAAAAGUGGCGCAGCUAAGCAGAAACUUCGAGGAUCCAGCAACUGCAACCAAGCUUCGGAUGGAUGCCAAACCGCUAGUUGUUAAACGAAACAAACCAGAAAAAUCCGCGGUAGUUGAAAAACGCGAAUCCGUCUGCGAGCAUUCGAGCCUAAUGAAAAUCCUGCAGGAAUUCAGUAUAAAGGACAAGCAGGAGAAGGCCAAUGUGGUGGAGAACGAGAGCACUUUGUCCUCAUUGACUCCAUCGCUGGUCGAGUUUGAAAAGACACUAAACAACAAUGUCUUGGAGGAUUUUAUAAAUGCGGAGAAAAACCAUUCUCGCGUGGGAUCUAGUUGAAGUCGGUGUUAAGGAUAUUGAAGUUGGAAUUUUUGUUUUUAACUGUUGAUGGUUGUAUGUAAUAAUUAGCUUUUAAGGUUCUUCAAUAUUUAACUUAUUUGUAAAGACAUGUAUUUAAUAUAGCAAUAAUGAGUUGCGA
Dendroctonus ponderosae (mountain pine beetle) is the source of this 2312-nucleotide messenger RNA. RefSeq lists its product as uncharacterized. Lineage: Eukaryota; Metazoa; Arthropoda; Insecta; Coleoptera; Curculionidae. The record is from RefSeq and is a predicted model, not a curated record.